Molecule: messenger RNA, 5794 nt
Organism: Sebastes umbrosus (honeycomb rockfish)
Lineage: Eukaryota; Metazoa; Chordata; Actinopteri; Perciformes; Sebastidae
Product: PH_BCR_vertebrate and RhoGAP_Bcr domain-containing protein
Biological process (GO): protein phosphorylation; intracellular signal transduction; positive regulation of GTPase activity
Cellular component (GO): membrane
Molecular function (GO): protein serine/threonine kinase activity; GTPase activator activity; guanyl-nucleotide exchange factor activity
Source: RefSeq, a predicted model, not a curated record
UGAGAGGACAUGCCAGGGAGAGACACGUCUGGAGCUAAGGCUGGACGGGCUGGGAGAUAUGUAGCUAGUUGCUUUCUUCUUCGGGGUAAAAACCGAGGCUGAUCUGAGCUACCAACGGAGGAGAGUUGAUUUGAAAGCCGGGACCUCGUUUUUCUUCAUCCAGCUGAACUGAAGACCAGAACACCUUCCUCCUGCACUAAACCCUCAUGUUCAUCACGCCUUAAAAGUGCCAGUUUAACUCCCUCAUUAGACCACAGAAGUGUUAGAACAGCGGUUUUCAACAUUUCUGCUGAAUCUCCUCCAUCAUCGUUUUUUAUGUAUUUGGAGUGUGAACCAUGUAGCCCCUCCCCUUUAUGCUGACGAAGAGCCACAACACACAGAGCUGGGAUCAGUCUGAGAGCCGGGACCAGUCAGAGAGGACUGAUAUCAGUCAGAGUCACCAUCAUCACCAUCAUCAGUCUGACACCAACUCAGAGGAAGACAGAGGAUGGGAGCAGUGAUCUCGCCUCUAGGACUUUCUCCUUGUGUUUGUGAGUAAGACUAAACUAAAUGGGUUCUCCUCCCUUCUCACCCUGUCUGUACUAUAGAAGUACUAUGGUACUAUGCUCCAUGGAAGCUUUCAGUUGUAUAGAGUCCAGUCCAGGUCAGGCUUUAGAGAUGCUAACUGAUGAGUGAUAUAGUGAAUGUCCGAGUACUAACUAUGGUUGAACCGGUGGGGUUUGUGGCGGCAUGGAGAGCCCAGUUCCCUGAGUCUGAUCCCCCUUGCAUGGAGCUGAACUCACUGGGGAACAUUGAACAAGAGCUGAAGAAAUGCAAGUUAUCCAUCAGGCACUUGGAGAAGGAAGUAAACAAGGAGCGCUUUCGGAUGAUCUACCUGCAGACUCUGCUUGCUAAAGAGAGAAAGUCUUAUGAUGGGCAGCGGUGGGGAUUUAAAAGCACGGCCCACAUGAAUGAUGGAGACCUGCUCGGUGGCCCAGACAGCCAGACCACAGAUGAGGAGCAGCAGCAGAGAGGGCCUGGCCAGACGGCCAGUUGUCAACCACAUCCAGAAGCAGAGGUGGAUGACGGGGCAUCCCCGGCCAAACAGAAGGGAGGAGAUUCACCAGGCAUCCCUGAUUUCCCCCUGGGCACAGGCUCGGUGGCAGCUUUGAGAUCCAACUUUGAGCGCAUCAGGAGGGUCAACUCUCACACGGCCGGAGAUGGCAGAGGGUUGUCAGUGAUGGGCGGCCAGGAGAAACCUUUCUACGUGAACAUGGAGUAUCAUCAGGAGCGAGGGCUGGUCAAAGUCAAUGACAGGGAGGUCUCCGACAAGAUCAGCAACCUGGGCAGUCAGGCCAUGCAGAUGGAGCGCAAGAGGUCUCUGCACUCCCUCCCAGGGAAUCUAUCAGCCGUCACGGGGGACAUCAACAAGGCUGUUCAGAGAGGUAGAUCCACCGAGGGGAACCGCAGCUUCAACGGGUCGUAUGAUGACGCCGAGGUCAGCCCACACUUCAUGAAAGACGGCGUGAUCUGUUCCACUGGGGGGAAGGCUGAGCGGCAUUCGGCAGAGUGCCAGCCGUAUACCACUGUGUAUGUUGGGGGGAUGAUGGCUGACGGGGACACCCGAGUCAUCCACAUCAGGGACCACAGCAUAGAGGAGGAUGCUCACCUCACCUGGCCGAGGCGCUCCUACUCUCCCGGCAGCUUCGAUGACGUAGGAGGCGGCUACACACCAGACUGCAGCUCCAAUGAGAACUUAACAUCCAGCGAGGAGGACUUCUCCCCGGGCCAGUCCAGCCACGUGUCUCCCAGCCCCACCACCUACCAGAUGUACAGGGACAAAAGCCGCUCACCCUCUCAGCACUCCCAGCAGUCCUUUGACAGCAGUAGCCCGCCCACACCCCUGUCUCAGAAAUGCCUGAAGCAGCAGGUGAUGGUGUCCGAAGCCUCCAUCAUUGGGGUCCGUAAAACGGGCCCGAUCUGGCCCGGUGACGGGGACUCCACCACGUCCAGCAGGACCUCUCAUGACAACAGUGUUCAAGGAGAUCUAGAGGAUCCCUACAAUGAGACCCCUCCAUCAUAUGGCUAUGACCUGGAGCACUCAGAGGAGCACCAGCCUCGCCACGAUCCUCUAUCCUUCACCGGCUCCCCGUCCUCCUCGCCACGACUCCGCUCCAAGAGCCGGAGCAGCCGAGACACUCAGUCGUCCGGCUCUCUGGAGUCCACGCUGUCGGUGGAGUUGGAUCAGGAGAAGGGGCUGGAGAUGAGAAAGUGGGUUCUGUCAGGAAUCCUGGCCAGUGAGGAGAUCUAUCUGAGCCACCUGGAGGCCCUACUCAUACCCAUGAAGCCUCUGAGGGCCGCAGCCACAACUUCCCAACCAAUGCUGACCAUUCAGCAGAUAGAGACCAUCUUCUUCAAAGUGCCAGAGCUUCAUGAAAUCCACAAGGACUUCUAUGACGCUCUGCUGCGAGUCCAGGACUGGGGCCACCAGCAGUGUGUGGGCGACCUCUUCCAGAAACUGGCGAGCCAGCUUGGAGUCUACCGGGCCUUUGUGGAUAACUAUAAGGUUGCUGUGGAGACGGCAGACAAGUGCUGCCAGGCAAAUGCUCAGUUUGCGGAGAUAUCUGAGAAUCUCAAAGUCAAAAGCACAAAGGACUGCAAAGACCAGGUGGCUAAGAAUUCACUGGAAACUCUUCUCUACAAACCUGUGGACAGAGUGACGCGCAGCACACUCGUUCUGCAUGACCUCCUGAAGCACACGCCCUCCAGCCACCCGGACUAUCCGCUGUUACAGGACGCCCUGCGCAUCUCUCAAAACUUCCUGUCCAGUAUAAAUGAAGAGAUCACGCCGCGUAGACAGUCCAUGACAGUUAAGAAGGGAGAGAACCGUCAGCUGCUGAGGGAUCGCUUCAUGGUGGAGCUGGUCGAUGGUUCCAGGAAACUCCGCCACGUCUUCCUCUUCACCGACCUGCUGCUCUGCACCAAGCUGAAGAAACAGGCUGCAGGAAAAGGACAACAGUAUGACUGUAAAUGGUACGUCCCACUGGCUGACCUGACCUUCCAGACCAUCGAGGAUUGUGAGUCCACCCCCAUCCCUCUGGUCCAGGAUGAGGAGAUCGACGGCAUGAAGAUCAAAAUCUCCCAGAUCAAGAACGAAAUCCAAAGAGAGAAGAGAACCACCAAAGGACCCAAAGUGAUGGAGCGACUGAGGAAGAAGCUAUCAGAACAAGAGUCUCUGCUGCUUCUCAUGUCGCCCAACAUGGCGUUCAGAGUGGCCAACAGAAACGGCAAGGGUUUCACGUUUCUCAUCUCUUCUGACUAUGAACGUGCCGAGUGGAGGGAGAUUGUUCGUGAGCAGCAGAAGAAGUGCUUUAAAAGCUCCUCUCUGACCUCUCUGGAGCUGCAGAUGCUCACUAACUCAUGUGUGAAACUCCAGACUGUUCACACCAUUCCAAUGACCAUGAAUAAAGAAGAUGAUGAGUCUCCUGGUUUGUACGGCUUCCUAAAUGUCAUCGUCCACUCUGCGUCAGGGCUGAAACACAGCUUAAACCUUUACUGCUCUCUGGAGGUGGAUUCCUUUGGCUACUUUGACAAAGCCAAAACCCGAGUGUACAGAGACUCUACAGAGCCCAACUGGAACGAGGAGUUUGAGAUUGAACUGGAGGGCUCUCAGACUCUGAGGCUGCUCUGCUAUGAGAAGUGCUGCAACAAAACCAAGCAGAGCAAAGAGGAUGGAGAGAUCGCGGACAAGAUCAUGUCCAAAGGACAAAUAAAGCUGGAUCCUCAUACAUUGCAAAAUAAAGAUUGGCAGAGGACAGUCAUCACCAUGAAUGGGAUUGAGGUGAAGCUUUCGAUGAAGUUCACCAGCAGAGAGUUCAGUUUGAAGCGAAUGCCUUCACGGAAACAGUCCGGAGUCUUUGGAGUGAAGAUCAACCUAGUAACUAAGCGAGAGCGCUCUAAGGUUCCCCUCAUUGUGAGACAGUGUGUGGAGGAGAUUGAGCGGCGAGGGAUGGACGAGGUGGGAAUCUACAGAGUGUCUGGUGUCGCAACUGACAUCCAGGCACUGAAGGCUGCCUUUGAUUCAAACAACAGGGACGUGUCUGUCAUGAUGAGGGAGAUGGACGUAAAUGCCAUCGCUGGAACACUGAAGCUGUAUUUCCGCGAGCUGCCGGAGCCUCUUUUCACUGAUGAGUUGUAUCCCAACUUUUCUGGGGGCAUCGCUCUCUCUGACAGUGUGGCCAAGGAGAGCUGCAUGCUCAACUUGCUGCUGUCUCUACCAGAGCCCAAUCUGGUGACCUUCCUCUUCAUGCUCGACCACCUUAAAAGGGUGGCUGAAAAUGAGAGCAUCAACAAGAUGUCUUUGCACAAUCUUGCCACAGUUUUUGGCCCCACUUUGCUGCGGCCCUCAGAAAAAGACAGCAAAAUCUCAAACAGCUCACAGCCAAUCUCCAUGAACGACAGCUGGUCACUAGAGGUCAUGGCUCAGGUGCAAGUCCUUCUCUACUUCCUUCAGCUGGAGAGCAUUCCCACACCUGACAGCAAACGUCAAAGCCUUCUGUUCUCUACUGAAGUAUAACGGGAACAUCAUGCACUUGUUCUGUCCAGAGGCACAAUGUCUGCUGCUUAAUGAGGUGGAUGCUGCUGAGCAGCCAUGGCUGGCUGGUGUCAUUUAGCCACUAGGUGGAACCAUCAACACAUUGUAAAAUGGAAACAGCCACCAUGACCAAAGCCCUUUCUUCUGGAGAUGUUCUGUUUACUUACAAGCUUGCCUGCUGGGUCAGUAAUGGACAAAAUAUACCAUUCCUUUUUUAGUUAAAUUUAAAUAUCAAGAAGCGUUAUUUACUUUACUUUAAUAUUUUCCACUGCCCCGCUCUGUCACUGUGCAAAUUGACUCCAUAUUCGCCGUGGGGAUGUCUGCUGUAGUUGGAUUUUGUAAGAUGUAUUUCCGUGGACUUAUGAAUGGUUGGAUGAAUGGACAUAUAUGUCACGUCUAUGCAUGUUUUUUUCCCAAAAUGUUUGACUUGGUUGAAGGUUCACCUGUGCCAAUGUUUCCCUGCUGAUGACCAAUAGAGCAUUUCAGUUACCCUAAUGUUUACACACACUCUUCAUUUUGUACAGAAUAUAACAGUAUGAGACUGAAAACUGUAGCCUAGUUAACACGCAGCAACAUGCAGGCAUGUUGACCUCACCAUUUCAAGUGUGUGGUGUCUGUGCUAUACAACUGUAGUCAGUUCACGGGUCCUUCUGGUGGUGUCCAAGCCAACAUUAUGUAGAUAUGAGUGCUUUUUUUUUGAAGUGGAAGAGAAGUGAAAGGCAAAUCAUUCCAGGAAAAGGCGAGGCCCAAUCCUUCCAAUGUAUACUGUGCUGUGUUUCAUUUUAAUUUCACAGUUGUCUUUUGUCCAUAUUUCACAUGUUUUGUGUCCACAUUGUUUUUUUUUCUGCUUUGAUUUUUUCUGUUGAUGUAUAUGUGUUGCUUCCUGCAUUCCUUCUCUGCAGUCUAUCUGUAUAGGACACAACCACACUGCUGUAGAAAUGAGAGCACCUGGACAUUAUCUCAGAUACCGGUAGUAGUUCCUAGUAGGACUCCUGGUUUAUUAAUAGCUUUAGCAUCCACAUACCUAGUAUUACUUCCUGAAAAAACACUGUGUUCUUGCAUUAAUAUUUUUUUCCAAAUCAAAUACAAUAAUUCAAACACUUGUUAGCACAAACUAUAACCCUAGAGGCUUGUGAUUUAUGUCAAAUAAGCAAUAAAUCGUAGUGAUUCUAAGGAUGAGGCUAGUGGAUCUUGUAUGUAAAUAAAAACUUGGUAACAUUA